Cercopithifilaria johnstoni is the source of this 1908-nucleotide messenger RNA. The record is from the annotation of a GenBank genome assembly. Lineage: Eukaryota; Metazoa; Nematoda; Chromadorea; Rhabditida; Onchocercidae.
AUGUCAUCGGAAAAGAAGUCUGGUGAGAAUGUCACCUCAGCGAACGACUUGAAUGACGCACAUAAUGUUGCUCAGUUAAGCAAACCAGCUAAACUUGCCAAACAAAAUGGGGUAGACGAAGAAGACGUAGAAGAAUACAGUGAAAAGUUCAAAUCAAAUAAUGAAGAAAUUAAGGAGGCGACGGCUGUGCGUAUUCAGCAAAUGGAUAACAGCAGCAUGCAUGAAACAGUUUUGAUGCCACCUCAUCGUAUCGCUCUGAAUAUAACUGUGCAAACAAAACCCAAACUACUUGUUCGUAGCCGUGCAUUUUCGGGUGAUGAUGAUUCUGGCGUUUCUGCCAGGCAUACUCCAACGUCACACUUUUUUGCUUCACGUUCUACUUUUUCUUCUACUUCAUUUGACUCUGGCCACGGUAACGAUUACACAGAUUCAACUGGGAUUAAUUUGCUUUCAUUUAUUAUAUGUACGCUUCACAAGAAUUCGAAAGAUCGCCAUAUGUUGUUACAACUUGAACAGCACAUGACAAAGCUUAUUAAAGAUUCAACACGCAAUUCUCAAAAAUUCCCAGCUAUGAGUUCAUAUAAUCGUAUGCUGGUGCAUCGAGUAGCUGCUUUUUUCGGUUUAGAUCAUAAUGUUGAUCAGAAUGGUACUGCUGUUGUUGUGAAUAAGACAUCGUAUACUAGACUGCCCGAUGUCGAUUUUUUGUCGCUGAUACAAGGUGAGGUGUACACUGAUGAGCCUCGUCGACUUCUUAGAAGGGAUGCUCAAAGCUAUGAAGAAGUUGAACAAUGUUUGGGCGCAGGCUUAGUCUGUGGACGUCGAGCACGUUCCUUCGAAGUGGGCGAUUGGUUAUCAGCUGAUCCAACAACUGUAACUGUUGGCUGUGCUCUUCCAGCUACCACAACUCUUCAUAUGCAUCAGCAAGGAUCAACUUCAUCUAUUGAUGCUAGUAGCACUCAUCUUCUUGAAUCACCUGGAAGCUGUUAUUCCUACGGCGAUAUGCCGAUCAUGAGCGUCUAUUCAGCGCCACAAAGCAGCCCAUCAUUUAACAGCACCAUGCAUAUGUUCUCAUGGAGCAGCUCGGAAAGCUGUACAGGCUUGUCGGCUGAUUAUCCCUCGAGUUUAAUCUCCCCUAUCAUGCAUAAUCAUCCCCGGCCUACAGUAUUAACGAGAGAAGCAAACGUCGAUACAAAUACGCCGCUGCAUAAAACUCUCAGCACUCAUUCAUCUUUUUCCGAACAGCAAACGCCUAUAAGCAGGCCUACUUCAGAUUGGCAUCGGCAAGAAGUAUUUAAUUCGAGAGAAACUUCAAUGCCGGAAAAUUUGCUUCCUGAGAAUGUACAUUUUACCGAUGAAUAUGGUAUGAACAUUGCUGCUUCACAACAGCAAACACAGCCGAUGUUUGCAACUCCUCCUGCAUAUGAUGAUUUCAUUUCAAACCAGUACAUCGUUAAUCCAGUGCCAGAGCAAACAAUGUAUGCUGUUCUUCCACCAUAUUUCCGUUAUGCUGCACCACCAACUUUAUCAAUCCAAAAAUUUACACAACAGAUGGAAUCCUUGUGCGCAACAGGCUAUCCGGAAAUAGUUACAGCUUCUCCACAGUCUUAUCUAGCCUCACCUCCACCAGCACAGACCAUAUAUCCACAACAGUUUUUGGUUUCAUCUCAGGUCAACACUGUGUAUUCACCGCAGCCUUAUUUCGUACCGGUUUUGCAAACAAAUUAUGUUCCAAAUGUAGCAAGUGUACAAGGUACUUAUCCGGUUUCAAUUACGCAAUGCCCUAUUUCAAGCUAUCAGUGUAGCAGUAUACAACAGGGGAAUCUUAUGGAUGCAGUUAGAAUUGCGAAAAGUGAAUCCAUGUUUGAAAGUUCUACCGCAGUAACGGAGAGCGAAAAUGUUUCAAACUGA